AUGAUGCUCAACUCUUCCGCUGAAGACGGUAUUAAAAGGAUCCAAGAUGACUGUCCCAAAUCCGGGCGGCACAGCUACAUAUUUGUCAUGAUCCCCACUUUAUACAGCAUCAUCUUCGUGGUGGGCAUCUUUGGAAACAGCUUGGUGGUGAUCGUCAUUUACUUUUACAUGAAGCUGAAGACCGUGGCCAGCGUCUUCCUCCUGAAUUUAGCCCUGGCCGACCUGUGCUUCCUCCUGACACUGCCCCUGUGGGCCGUGUACACCGCCAUGGAGUACCGGUGGCCCUUCGGCAACGCCCUGUGCAAGAUCGCGUCCGCCAGCGUCAGCUUCAACCUGUACGCCAGCGUGUUCCUGCUCACCUGUCUCAGCAUCGACCGCUACCUGGCCAUCGUCCACCCCAUGAAGUCCCGCCUUCGGCGCACGAUGCUCAUGGCCAAGGCCGCCUGCAUCACGAUCUGGCUGCUGGCCGCCUUGGCCAGCUUGCCGUCGGUCAUCCACCGAAACGUGUACUUCAUUGAGAACACCAACAUCACCGUGUGCGCUUUCCAUUACGAGUUCCAGAACUCCACCCUCCCGGUGGGGCUGGGCCUAACCAAGAAUAUACUGGGUUUCUUGUUCCCGUUCCUGAUCAUUCUGACCAGUUAUACUCUCAUCUGGAAAGCCCUCAAGAAGGCUUAUGAAAUCCAGAAGAACAAGCCAAGAAAUGAUGAUAUUUUCAAGAUAAUUAUGGCGAUUGUGCUUUUCUUUUUCUUCUCCUGGAUCCCCCAUCAAAUCUUCACCUUCCUGGACGUUCUGAUCCACCUGCGCAUCAUAGAAGACUGUAGGGUCAUAGACAUUGUCGACACCGCCAUGCCCAUCACUAUUUGCAUCGCGUAUUUUAACAAUUGCCUGAAUCCUCUCUUCUACGGCUUUCUUGGGAAAAAAUUUAAAAAAUAUUUUCUCCAGCUUCUGAAGUACAUCCCUCCAAAGGCCAGGUCCCACUCAAGUCUGUCCACAAAAAUGAGCACGCUCUCCUACCGCCCCUCGGAUCACGGGAGCUCGUCCACCAGGAAGCCUGCCCCGUGCGUGGAGGUGGAGUAA
Molecule: messenger RNA, 1080 nt
Organism: Molossus molossus (Pallas's mastiff bat)
Lineage: Eukaryota; Metazoa; Chordata; Mammalia; Chiroptera; Molossidae
Gene: AGTR1
Product: angiotensin II receptor type 1
Exons: 1
Coding region: 1-1080 (359 amino acids)
Biological process (GO): G protein-coupled receptor signaling pathway; regulation of vasoconstriction; immune response
Cellular component (GO): membrane
Molecular function (GO): angiotensin type II receptor activity
Source: RefSeq, a predicted model, not a curated record